AUGGAGAUUCUCUACAUUCUUUCUCUAAUACUACUACUCUUCACAGAGGGAUUUAUUAUGGUUGCCUUUUCUGAUGAUCAAUUAGCUCUGUUAGAUUUCAAGAAUCAGAUAACCAACAGAGACACUGUGCUGGCUAAUAACUGGACUACCAAUACUUCUUUCUGCAGCUGGGUAGGAAUCACCUGCAGCGCACCACACAGACGAAGUGUGAUCGUAUCCCUCAACCUCUCCACCAUGAAUCUUCAUGGCAAAAUAUCUCCGUCAAUAGCAAACCUAUCUUCUCUCAUGACACUUGAUCUUGGCAACAAUCAACUCACAGGUUCGAUCCCGCCGUCCAUUUUCGACAUACCGUCUUUACGUAGAUUACGUCUCUCGAACAAUAGCUUAUCUGGUUCGUUCUUCUUGCUCAACAACAAUGGAGAUGGUAGUAGUAAUAGUAGUUUUCUGAACACGAUCGAUCUCUCUUCGAAUAAACUCACCGGGGGAUUCCCUUCCGGCUUAUGCCGCUUCACGGAGCUGACGUCGUUAGACCUCUCUCACAACAACCUGACCGGACGUAUUCCUCGAAACAUCGGCUGUUUGUCGAGGCUCGAGCGCUUGUACAUGACGGAAAACGGCAUGACCGGCACAAUUCCUCCGUCGCUCGGAAAUAUUUCCAGUCUGCGUUUUCUGGGAUGCGUGGGGAACAAUUUAGGAGGAAAGAUUCCUCAUGAACUGGGGAAACUGUCGAACUUGCAGAUGUUGGGAUUCGAUUUCAACAAACUCACCGGCGAAAUCCCUCCGGCGGUCUUCAACUUGUCGUCUUUGGUGUACAUUGCUUUCACCGACAACAGACUAUCGGGGAAUAUUCCUGCGGAUCUCGGCCUGAACCUCCCGAAUCUCGAAGGGAUUUACCUCGCAGACAAUCAGCUACAGGGAGAAAUACCAAGAGCCAUUACUAAUGCUUCUAAGCUCAAGGAGAUCGAAUUAUCACACAACUCGUUUGUCGGAAGCGUGCCUAAUGAUUUCGGUAAUCUCAGAGAACUCGUUUUCUUGAAUCUUGCAGCUAAUCAUCUGACAACACGAAAUCAAGAACUCGGGUUCCUUAAUUCUCUGUCAGAAUGCAGAAUGCUUCAGUUUCUUAUCGUAGGUAAUAACCCUCUCGACGGAAUAUUCCCUCCCGAUUCCGUUCAGAACCUCUCGAGCUCUAUCGAGAUGUUUAAUGUCGAGAACGCCCUUGUGUACGGAGAAAUCCCGCCAGGAAUCAGGAACAUGAGCAGCAUGCUGUCAUUGGUCUUGAAUGGGAACAAUUUGACAGGAAAUAUACCUUCAGAGAUUGGCUAUCUGAAUAAGCUUCAGAGGCUAUAUCUGAGUAAAAACAUGCUACAAGGGAAUAUACCGGUCGAGUUAUGCAACCUAGUUAACCUAGGUGAGAUAAUUCUCUUCGAAAACAAACUCUCGGGUUCCAUACCGAGCUGUAUAGGGAAUCUUGUAAGAGUGCAAAGACUCAUGUUGGGUUACAAUAUGUUGACUUCUGGCCUACCUUUGGGACUGUGGGGAAUCAAGAAUCUGUUGUUUCUGAAUUUGUCCAACAAUUUGAUUCAAGGAGGGAUUUCUUCGGAGAUUGGAAUCCUCCGGAACAUUCAAGGGAUAGAUAUAUCGAGUAACCGUUUGUCGGGUGUUGUUCCGAGUUCGUUAGGCGAACUCCAAAACUUGAGAUAUCUUUCCCUCUCGAACAACUCAAUGGAGGGUUCUAUUCCAACUACAUUCGGCAAUUUGAUAAGUUUGGAAUUCUUGGACUUGUCCUCGAAUAAUUUAUCGGGCACAAUACCCUCGUCCUUGGAGAAACUAUUGCAACUUAGAGAAAUCAACUUGUCGUACAACCAGCUACACGGCGAAAUACCUAAAAACGGCAUUUUUUCGAAUUCUUCUCCCGAAUCUUUUAUCGGGAACAAAGAUUUAUGCGUGGUGCCGCCCUGUUCUGCUACCACAAAUAAUAAUAAGGGUUCACUCAAUAUUCUCAAGAUUAUCAUUCCAUUGACGGCCUCGGUUGCAUUUGUAAUAAUUAUCUCGUUGUUGUCAAUCUGGAUGCUGCUGCGUAGGCGUAGAAGGGUGAAAUUGGAAAAUCCCGAGCCAACGUUUCGAAUUGCGGCUUGGAAAAAGAUAUCCUACCGCGAGAUUCUGCGAGCCACGGAUGGCUUUAGCGAAGCCAAUCUACUCGGAGUGGGGGGUUCCGGUUCCGUAUUCAUGGGAACUUUGUCCGAUUCGACAAAGGUUGCAAUAAAAGUUCUCGACUUCAAGGACAACAAAGAAGCGCAGAAGAAGAGAUUCGACGCGGAAUGCGAAGCGUUGAAACAGUUGAGGCAUAGGAAUCUUGUUACGGUGAUCACAUGCUGCUCUAACAAUGACUCCAUCAGAGCCAUUGUUCUCGCAUACAUGUGUAACGGAAGUCUCGAGAGUUGGUUGUACAGUAGACAGGAUUAUGUUGUCAUGGAUCUCAAACGAAGGAUAGAUGUUAUGAUUGAUGUGGCAAUGGCGGUCGAAUAUCUUCACCACGGAUGUGAGUUUCCGGUGGUUCAUUGUGAUCUGAAGCCUGGUAACGUUCUACUCGAUGCUGACAUGGUCGCUUGUGUCAGCGAUUUCGGCAUUUCGAAGAUAUUAGCGGAAAAUAAGUCGGAUGCGAAAACGAAAACUCUCGGAACUAUCGGCUACAUUGCUCCAGAGUACGGUUCGGAUGGCACGGUAUCCACAAAAGGGGAUGUUUACAGUUACGGAAUUAUGUUGAUGGAAGUACUGACACGGCGAAAGCCAACGGACGAAUUAUUCGGAGAAAAUCGAAGCCUGAGGCACUGGGUGAAAGCAGCUUAUAAUACCAACUCUUUGAUAGAGGUUAUUGAUGCCAAUCUUUUUCAGGAGGAGGAAAAUGGAUUAUUAUUAUUAAAAAUAAACAGUCACCAUAAUAUUAUUACAUGCUUAUCCUCUGUGAUAGAAUUAUCCCUUGAUUGCUCAAAGAAAGCACCUCAAGACAGGAUUAACAUGAAGGAUGCUGUGGUCAGGCUUAUCAAGAUCAAACAGAGGUUCUUGCAAACAAAGGGAUAUCAUGCAUGCUAG
Molecule: messenger RNA, 3090 nt
Organism: Erythranthe guttata (spotted monkey flower)
Lineage: Eukaryota; Viridiplantae; Streptophyta; Magnoliopsida; Lamiales; Phrymaceae
Biological process (GO): protein phosphorylation
Molecular function (GO): ATP binding; protein binding; protein kinase activity
Source: RefSeq, a predicted model, not a curated record